This is a messenger RNA of Puccinia triticina, 216 nucleotides long. RefSeq lists its product as uncharacterized. Bases 1 to 216 code for a protein of 71 amino acids. NCBI's taxonomy places the organism in Eukaryota, Fungi, Basidiomycota, Pucciniomycetes, Pucciniales, Pucciniaceae. The record is from RefSeq and is a predicted model, not a curated record. The transcript is spliced from 2 exons.
AUGCGCCCUCCCAAUCCUGCUCAGCGGACCAGGAAAGUCAAUCUAUGCGCGCUCAAUGACCCGCAGGAAUUGGCCUCGUCGGCCUCGGCGACCGUCCCACCACUGCCCCCGGGGGCAGACCGCUCGCCCAGCUCCCCUGCCGCGUCGAGCGCAUCACUCGUGCCUGCGACCUGCUUCAACCGCUUGGCUGACCACUGCUUUGCUGGUCGUAACUAG